This is a messenger RNA of Botrytis cinerea B05.10, 2066 nucleotides long. It is a transcript of the gene Bctfb2, whose product is annotated as Bctfb2. The record is from RefSeq and is a predicted model, not a curated record. The transcript has 2 exons. Gene Ontology annotation, molecular function: double-stranded DNA binding; ATPase activator activity. Gene Ontology annotation, biological process: nucleotide-excision repair. Bases 135 to 1550 code for a protein of 471 amino acids. NCBI's taxonomy places the organism in Eukaryota, Fungi, Ascomycota, Leotiomycetes, Helotiales, Sclerotiniaceae. Gene Ontology annotation, cellular component: transcription factor TFIIH holo complex; transcription factor TFIIH core complex.
GCUCAAAAUUCUCCACCACCAGGCUACUCAUUACUUGCAAGGCUGUAGCACUUCCUGAAUUUCCUACCAGCAAUGACGAAUUCAUGAUCUCUGCGGACAAUAGACAAUAGACAAUAGACAAUAACCAUUUCAAUAUGUCUGUCUCAACUCUUGCUUCAUUCGAGUACCUGGAGAGAUUACCAGGUACAACUUUCAGGCGGUUGUAUCAGCAACCUUCUACCUCUUUGGCCAUUUUCAGGCGCAUGCUGCCUCAUCUUGCCAAAACCUUCGUGAUGGCACUUCUCUAUAUGCCCAAGCCCUUGCCCCUCAUAGCUCUGGAUCAAUGGGUACAAUCUAAGAGCAAGAAGCAAAAAGAUCAAGCCCUUUCCCUACUAUCGCGACUGCACAUUGUCGAUAUUACUGCGCUGAGCCGAGAAGAUCCUCAAACUGUAGCUUUGACUAAGAAUUUUGGAGCCUCUCUGCGGCUGGCACUUACAGGUGGAGGAAACCAUCAAUCUUUCGGAGUUCCUUCGUCGGAUCAUAUUGCGCCACAUGUUGAUAUUGAUUUUUUGGAUACACAUGCUCGAAUGCAAUGGGAAGGGAUUCUACAUUAUAUGGUCAACACUGUUACAUCCGGGUCAGGAAAAGAUGGAAAUGGGCCUGCAAAUUCAGUAAAGGCACUACUUGAUGCAGGAAAACUGGUUACAAGAGGUCGAGGUAUCGGUAUUACUCAAGCUGGAUUCUCAUUUCUAUUGCAAGAAGCCAAUGCGCAAGUCUGGACGUUGCUCCUUCUGUGGAUUGAAAAUGCCGAAAGCAUGGGGAUGGAUUCCGUCGAUGUCCUUUCUUUUCUUUUCAUGCUAGGCUCCCUCGAACUCGGACGUGCAUACAGUACCAAGACUCUCACAGAGGCUCAAAAAGGGAUGCUCGCCAAUCUCAUCGACUUGGGUCUAAUUUACCUUCCCCCUUCAGCCCCUACUCAAUUCUUUCCAACACGUCUAGCCACAACUCUCACCUCAGAUGCCAGCGCACUCCGCACUGUGGCUGCAGGAUUUGAUGCCGCCUCGAAAUCCGCCGCCAGCCAAAAGGGUUUCAUAAUAAUCGAGACCAACUACCGACUAUAUGCUUACACAAACUCACCCCUUCAAAUCGCUGUUCUUUCACUCUUCACCAAACUCAACACUCGCUAUCCCAACAUGGUUAGUGGCCGCGUUUCUCGCGAUUCCAUCCGUACCGCCAUAGCUCAUGGCAUUACAUCCGACCAAAUAAUUACCUACCUAUCCACUCAUGCGCAUCCUCAACUCGUCAAAGCUUCUUCCGCAUCCCAUGGAGGACCUGUACUACCACCUACAGUCGUUGAUCAAAUCCGUCUUUGGCAAUUAGAAAACGAGAGAAUGAAAGCCGUACCGGGAUUUUUGAUGAAGGAUUUCGAGACCCAGAAGGAAUACGAAGGAUGUGCAAAAUAUGCUGAAGAGGUAGGAGUGUUGGUCUGGAAGAGCGAUGCGAAGAGGAUGUUCUUUGUCACGAGGGUGGAGCAGUUAAGAGACUACUUCAAAGCGAAGAAAAUAAGAUAGGGAUAGGAAAGAAAGAGGAGAGUUUUCUAGGUGCCGCGGUAUUCAUUCGGAUCAACAGCCCUAUUGCGUGCUAAUGGAUAACUGCUUGUUCCAAACCACGCAGCUUGAUGGGACCCAUACAAGGACGACAGGGUGGAACAGAUAUGACGCGCUUCAGCAAGACGGCGCACUCCAAUAUUUAAAAUUUCAAUAGAGAACAAAAAAUUGGCCAAAGGGAAGGAAUCACGAUGAACCAGGAUGGGAUAUGAAAUGGUGCAUAGCGAGGCGUUUAAGGUGUUUAGGUAAACUCAUGCGAUUCCGGUGGAUUGAUAUAUACAUAUACCGUAGAUGCCAAGAAAAGGUAGAUAGCAUUUCUACUCGAGGUAUUCACAAUCUUAAGUUAAUGUCGAAGGCCUUUCGAGGAUCCUUCAUAGACCGAAAUGUUCGAUGUUCUAGAUUGAGAUAUUCGUCCUUGUUACAACAUAAUGUCCUAGCAGUUCAAACCCUUUUUUGUUAAUAACAUUUCAUUUCCUGCCA